AGUAGAAAAACAUACCGACGAAUGCGUUUUUGAGCAAAAAACAUAACGGGGGACAAACGUUGAUCUAUUUCGAAUAGUUCAAGGAUAAAGACUGUAUAUCCAAAUUCAUCACCAAAGUUGAACUCUCGAAAUUCGAAUUAUAUCACGACCGACAAAGUAUAAAAUUUAAGAAUCUUGAUCUUAGUUUUUGGGAUGCUUGUACAAAAGAAGCGCCUAAAGGAAAUUGGAUCCACAAAAUUGGAAAAGCAUACAUAAAUUAACUGUCUUUUUUUCACUCUAUGCCUUCUCUUAAGCUAAGUUUCAAUUUUUCUAGUUUCCCAAGUUGCUGCUGUUGUUCCUACACUCGAAAAAUUCCUUCAUUUCAGAGUGAAGCUAACAUUAAAUCAACCAUGGAUCGGCUAACCAGUGCUGCACGUCUCAUGAUAGUCUCAGAUCUUGACCAGACAAUGGUCGAUCAUCAAGAUCCUGAGAACCUCUCUCUGCUUAGGUUUAAUGCUUUAUGGGAGGCCAAUUAUCGUGAAAACUCUUUGUUAGUGUUCUCAACUGGGAGAUCACCUACGCUUUACAAGGAGUUACGAAAAGAGAAGCCAAUGCUAACCCCAGAUAUUACCAUUAUGUCUGUGGGGACUGAAAUAACGUAUGGUAACUCUAUGCUGCCAGAUGAUGGUUGGGAAGCAUUUUUAAAUAACAAGUGGGAUCGGAAAAUAGUGACCGAGGAGACGAGAAAAUUUCCUGAACUCACCCUUCAGUCCGAAACAGAGCAACGACCUCACAAGGUCAGUUUCUAUGUUCUGAAAGACAAGGCUCCAGCUAUAAUGAGAACUCUUUCCAAGCGCUUGGAAGAACGUGGGUUGGAUGUCAAAAUAAUUUAUAGUGGAGGGAUGGCUUUAGACAUUUUGCCACAAGGUGCUGGUAAAGGACAAGCACUUGCAUAUUUGCUUAAGAAAUUAAAGAGUGAGGGCAAAUUACCAAACAACACGCUUGCCUGUGGUGACUCUGGAAAUGAUGCUGAGCUUUUCAGUAUCCCAGAUGUUUAUGGUGUGAUGGUAGCGAACGCAAUGGAGGAAUUAUUACAAUGGUGUGCGGCAAAUGCGAAAGAUAAUCCAAAAGUAAUUCAUGCAACAGCGAGAUGUGCGGCGGGUAUAAUACAAGCCAUUGGGCAUUUCAACCUGGGACCAAGUACCUCUCCUAGAGACAUUACAGAUAUGUCAGACACCAAGAUGGAUAAUUUUAAUCCUGCUUAUGAAGUCGUCAAAUUUUACUUGUUUUUCGAGAAAUGGAGGCGCGGAGAAAUUGAGAAUUCCGACCUUUACUUGUCGAACCUGAAAGCAGUUUGUAGACCAUCUGGUACUUUUGUGCACCCAUCUGGAGUUGAGAAAUCUUUUGAGGAAUGCGUAGAUACAUUGAGAAAGUGUCAUGGGGACAAAAAGGGUAAACAAUUUCGUAUUUGGGUUGAUCAAGUUUUACCUACACAGGUUGGUUCAGACUCAUGGUUAGUGAGUUUCAAGAAAUGGGAGCUUUGUGGCGAAGAGCGACAAUGUUGCAUAACUACCGUCUUAUUAAGUUCAAAGAAUUUGACCGUCGCAGACGGACUCACUUGGACACACAUGCAUCAGACUUGGCUGCAGGGAGCAGCAGCAAGCGACUCCACGACCUGGUUCUUUUAGGUUUCACUCUGAAAAGUCGGUGUUCCUUUUACCAGUCCAGCAAAUAAACACAAGAACAUUGUAGCUAUAAGCAUCGACGCCCCCUUCUCCUCCCCACACACCCUCUUACCCUGCUUGUUCGCGUCCUUCCUCGGUGAUGAAUGUAUUACAAUCUAAACCCAUGGCUAAUCAGUUAGGUAACAAGCAUUUUAUCCUUUUUGACAAUUGUAGCUGUCAAAUUUAUAGUUAGAGAACAUUAGUUGUAUGCCAAAUUUUCGAACUGUGAAUUCUAGCUUGAUUCAUCGGCAAUUUCGGGACAUGUGGUCUCGCGAGAAGGAAUUCGGGUUCCUCUGUGGAAUAUGCUGUGUGCCUUUGGUGUCACAUCAAAGAUUUAUUGUUAUGUCAAUUCCAUGGAGUGAAAAGUCUGAUUAACACUAAACCACAGAGAAGCAUAGCUGAGAAGUGUGAGUUAUAAUGAGUAAUACAUACACAUUGUAUUCUGUAGAUUGUACGAGAGUUGAGAUAUAAACACAUGAAAUAGUUAUUCAUAGUGAAAAUUACAUAUAGUCAUCUCUA
Lycium barbarum (goji berry) is the source of this 2222-nucleotide messenger RNA. Its product is annotated as sucrose-phosphatase 1. Gene Ontology annotation, biological process: sucrose biosynthetic process. Lineage: Eukaryota; Viridiplantae; Streptophyta; Magnoliopsida; Solanales; Solanaceae. Gene Ontology annotation, molecular function: magnesium ion binding; sucrose-phosphate phosphatase activity. The record is from RefSeq and is a predicted model, not a curated record. The transcript is spliced from 9 exons. The coding region runs from base 279 to 1667 and encodes 462 amino acids.